This is a messenger RNA of Heteronotia binoei (common prickly gecko), 3716 nucleotides long. RefSeq names its product hyaluronan mediated motility receptor (gene HMMR). Gene Ontology annotation, molecular function: hyaluronic acid binding. The transcript has 18 exons. Gene Ontology annotation, cellular component: mediator complex; membrane. Bases 47 to 2191 code for a protein of 714 amino acids. The record is from RefSeq and is a predicted model, not a curated record. Lineage: Eukaryota; Metazoa; Chordata; Lepidosauria; Squamata; Gekkonidae.
GAAUUUGUUCCGUUCCGUUCCUUGCUCCGCUCAUCUCUGCUGAGCCAUGUCGUUCCCGAAGGCUCCGCUCAAGCGCUUCAACGAAGCACCAGCUUGUGCCCCACCCCCAGGCUCUUAUGAUGUCAAAUCUUCAGAUGCAUCAAAAGGACCUGUGUCUUUUGAUAAGUCUCAACGGUUUACAAAGCAGAUGGGGGACACAGGAUCUCGGCAGAAUCCCAGUAAUAUGAAACCCCCACCUUCCCCAGCAUCUGCAAGAAAAAUGCAGUCUCUUGGUUCAAAGCAAACCAGCUCAGAAAAGGAUUUGGCCCUCAUGAAAAACUUGAGAAAACAGAAAGAACUGGAAAAAGAGAUCCGUUCACUUGUUGGAGAACACGGCCAGCAGAAUAAAAAAAUACAAAUUCUGGAGGAAGACCUUGCAAAAUUGGAAUCAAAGCUGUCUGCUGCCAUCAGGGAGAAAACCUCUCUCUUAGCAACCAUUGCUUCUCUGGAAAAGCACCUUCUGGAACUGACCAGGACCAAUGAAUUGUUAAAAGCAAAGUUCUCUGAAGAUGGAACACAGAAGAAAAUGAACCAUUUGUGCACAGAGUUAAUGAAGCUCAGGAAUCUGAUGCACACAAAGAAGACUACUGUCUCUAAGCAAGAAGACAUGGAAACGAAACUUCAGACGGUCCAAAGAACCUUAGAGCAUUCAAAGGAAAAUGUAGUACAGCUGGAAGAAGAGCUGAUAGCAGCUGAGAUGCACAUUGAAGAGAACUGUGAUUCAGAUAAACUUUUGGAAUAUGUUGUAGAACUGAGCAAUGCUGCAGAGCUAGUAGAUAAAUACAAGCUGGACAUUGCCCAUUUAGAGGAAAUCAUAGAAGCAAAGAAUACAGAAAUUGAAACACUGCAGACUACUCUUCAACGUAAAGAGACUGUGCUAUCUACACAAAUUAAAGAGUUGCAGGAAAAAUGCAAGAUGCUUGAACAGCAAAAAGAGGAACUCUUAAUUGAACAUAGAGAAAAGGAGCAAAGUACAAAGACUGAAAUCCAGCACUUGAAAGAAGAGUUGAAUUUAGGAGAAGAAGAAUGCCAGAAGCAAAAGAGAGCCUAUAAGGAGCUUUCUACUGCAAUGCAUCAGAAGUUGCUUGAGUUCCAAGAAGAAGUGACUAAAGAGAAGCAAGUUCUAGAGAGAGAACUAAGAGAAACCAUGGAUGAGCUGGAUAAACUGCACACUAAAGAAGGCAAAGUAGAGAAGAUGUUGAAGCACCUGGAAGAAGAGUAUAAGUUUCAGACUGAGGAGCUAGUACAGCUGCAAGCAAAACUGCAAGGGAAAAACAUGGAGUUACAGAAAAUGGCUCAGGCACACAGAGAUGCAAUUGCACAAAUGAAAGAAGAGCACAGCAACACACUGUGCAAACUGGGAGAGAACAUUGCUGAAUUUGAAACUUAUAAAGCUUAUGUGUCUGAAGAAACGACACGCCUCAGACAGGAGAAAUCUGCUCUGCAGGACCAGUUAGCUGAAAUGAACAAAGCAGCUGAACAGACAACUCGGGUUAUGCAAGAGAUACAGCGUGCUAACGAAAAAGCAAAGGAGGAAUAUGCAAGGAUGCUGCUGGAUGCCCAGACCAAAUUAGCAUUAAAGGAUUCAGAAAUUAAAAGAACAAAAGAAUCAAGCAUUGCACAGAUUGCCAGCCUAGAAGCAAGACUAGAAGAUCAAAAGGAAGACUUCAAGAAGCAGCUGGAAUUGGAAAGGAAAACCAUAGCAGAAAAAGCAGACGCUGAUAACAGAGAGAACAUAAAAACCUGGCGUAUCCUAUACGAGGAAUUAUAUAAUAAAGUGAAACCAUUUCAGCAACAACUUGAUGCGUACGAGGCGGAGAAGAAUGCCCUUAUGAACGAGCAUGGUGCUGCCCAAGAAGAACUUAACAAACUUAGUGACGCCUAUGCCAAGCUGUUAGGCCAUCAGAAUCAGAAGCAGAAAAUCAAGCAUGUAAUGAGGCUGAAAGAAGAAAAUGCACAGAUGCGACAGGAGGUUUCGAGGCUACGUACUCAGCUAGCAAAGGAAAAACAAAUGCAAGGAAACCUCCAGGAGCAACUGAAUACAGUUCAGGGUAUCAAGCGAUUUGAUCCUUCUAAAGCUUUUCAGCAUUCCACUAAGGAAAAUGUUGAUCCAAAAACACCUUUUAAAGAAAGCGAUAGAAACAAAAGUUAAGGUUCUGCUGAACUGGAACCAAUGCACUUGGGAUGCUGACAUACUUCAAAACUCAUAACUUGAGAAGAAAGUUUGCCUUCUUGUAGUACCACAUUUGUGUGGGAGCUUGGAAGUACAUAUCUGAAGAUGUCCAUGUUCAGCUGACGGUUGUGCCUUUCGUAAAGAAGCUUUCUUUUUAAAAAAAAACAUCUAAGCAGUGAAAUCAACCAAUCACAACUGUUCUGUGUGUGUGUGUGUGUUUAAAAUCUUUUCUGUUUCUUUUUGUAGCAGGGACUAGUGGAAAUCUUUGUCUCGGUGUGAUUUUGCUGAUGCUAAAUGCGGGACGUAGUCUACAGGCUUGUUAUAUCAUUAGUAAAUAAAGACUAGUGUACAUGGGACUUUUAAUUAUAAAGCACAGGGCGUGCUAUAGAUUAAUCUUUUCACUUUCAUCUUACUUUUUGGCUCUAGCCUGUAGUUCUUUGUUAGAUUACUUAGCUUAGAUACUACUAACGUAAGUCAAAACUUUUUAAAUGUGCAAUUAAAAUGUAAAUGGAUUUUUAAAAUACUGAAAAUAUUAGCACAGUGAUUCAGUUCUUAUCUAUGAAGGGGAUUGAUCACAUAUCUUUUCUCCCCACCCCCAUUUUAUGGUUCGUUGGGUUGCCUGAUUUGGUUUGAUUCAUUUUGUGUUUUUUUUCAAUUUCCCGAACAAUUUGUGGUUUGUUUGGUUUGGGAAAGGCAUAAAACAGCCCCUGACUGGGAUAGAGACACCAAACUUGUGACAACUCUUCAACGGAUUCUCCUCUACCUGGUCUCCAAGUUUGGUGUGAAUUGGAUUUUUUUUUUUCCGGGGGCAGCUAAGCUACAGCCCUACCAAAGCAGGUGCCCCCCGUAAACCACUCUCCUAGGAGUAUGCCAGGCUGAGGAAAGAAAGGGAAACCACCCUGCAGCUUCUGAUUGUUUCAUCCCCAGGAAGCUUGGAGGGGAGUGAAGCUGACUAGAAGCCAUAGGGGGCUGUGGAAAGCAGAACUGCAACUUCUAGUCAGUUUCACUGAAAACUGACCAGAUGGCAGGGAGCCAGGGAAAAUGGAGCUGCAGUGUCUAGUCAGUUUCAUUGGAAACUGACUAGAAGUUGCAGGGGGCUGGGGAAUCAUGCCAGGCUAUCUAGAAAACAAACCAAACACAAACCAAACAACAUGCCAAGAAAAAAUGCUGGUUCUGUCAAGAAGACUCUUGCCAUUAACAGGGAGUGCUUUCACUUUUUACUGUUUCUGCUUUUCAUCGCGGCUAUCUCUGGGUAACGAGUGAAACAUUCCUUUCUGCCUACUUGCAGGAAUGGCCAAGGCCCUCUUGCUGAUUAAGCUCGCACCUGCAAGGGGUCUGGGAAGAACGCUGGGAGGGAGGGACUGUUCGCUUCGCACCUUUCCUUUGAAUGAGUAACGGCCUAGGCCGGAUCUAUAAGAAGGGGCAGAGUGACCACCAAAAUUAGUUUUCGCAAAGGCCGUCUUACCUUGACCUAUCAUGUAUCAAUAAACAGCUAUUCUUGCAA